Messenger RNA from Cololabis saira (Pacific saury), 3370 nucleotides. Its product is annotated as mitogen-activated protein kinase kinase kinase kinase 5-like. The record is from RefSeq and is a predicted model, not a curated record. Lineage: Eukaryota; Metazoa; Chordata; Actinopteri; Beloniformes; Belonidae. Gene Ontology annotation, molecular function: MAP kinase kinase kinase kinase activity; ATP binding. Gene Ontology annotation, biological process: protein phosphorylation. The transcript is spliced from 32 exons. Bases 222 to 2798 code for a protein of 858 amino acids.
AAACAGAAACAGGAAGGUGUGUGUGUGUCUGUGAGUGUGUGUGUGAGAAGAAUGUGCGUCUGACUUAAAGCAUAAGUCACACAUAAAGAAGGGACAGGUUUUCUCCUCAGAAACUCGCCUGAUCUGAGCCUUUUCGCCGUCGAUGUAGAGGCCAGCUGAUUUCUGUGUGAGGGACGGCGUGACAUGUCUCAGGAGGAUUAUUAGUAACACGCGGCAACAAAAUGGAUUUCCAUCAGAGGGCAGCUCUGGAUAUCUCCACCAAGAACCCUCAGGAAGAUUUUGAGAUCCUGUUGAGAGUCGGAGGAGGAACCUAUGGAGAAGUUUACAAGGCACGUAACAAACAAAAUGGAGAGCUGGCAGCAAUCAAAGUCAUCAAGAUGGAGCCGGAGGACGACUUCUCCAUCAUCCAGCAGGAAAUCGUCAUCGUCAAGAGCUGCAAACACCCCAACAUAGUAGCAUAUUACGGUAGCUACAUACGCGCCAAUAAACUGUGGAUCUGUAUGGAGUUCUGUGGGGGAGGAUCCCUUCAGGAUAUUUACCACGUGACCGGUCCUCUGUCUGAACCACAGAUAGCUUACAUUUGCAGAGAGAUGCUACAGGGCCUGGACUACCUUCAUGCACAAAAGAAAAUCCACAGAGACAUUAAGGGCGCCAACAUCCUCCUGAAUGAUCACGGCGAGGUCAAGUUGGCUGAUUUCGGGAUCUCGGCUCAGAUCACGGCCACUCUGGCGCGGAGGAUGUCCUUCAUCGGGACGCCGUAUUGGAUGGCGCCGGAGGUGGCAGCUGUGGAGAUCAAAGGUGGCUACAACGAACUGUGUGACAUCUGGUCCGUGGGCAUCACCGCCAUCGAGCUCGCCGAGCUGCAGCCUCCCAUGUUUGACGUCCACCCUCUGCGAGUCCUGUUUCUCAUGUCCAAAAGCGGCUACCAGCCUCCAAAACUGAAGGACAAGUCAAAAUGGUCGUCCACCUUUUAUAACUUUGUGAAGGCCAUGUUGGUGAGGAACCCGAAGAAGAGACCCAGCGCCUCGAAGAUGCUCUCACACAUGUUUCUGACCCAGCAGUGUCUGAACAAGGACUUGACGCUGGACCUGCUGGAGAAGUUUCGAAAUCCUGAGAAGCUGAAGGGCUGCGUGGUGACGGAGGACGACGAGAUGGAGGUGGCGGCGCCUUUAAAGAGGAUCCAGUCUAUCAACAGGCACAACCGGGCAGAGAGGACCAAUUCGGACAUAAGCUUUGAACAGAUCUACACCCAGAGGCCCGUGAAGACUCAGUCCCCCAGCGUCACGUUGAGGGCGUCGACAGGAUCGACGGGCAGCAGCAGCAGCCCGGCCAGAGACCCCGAGACGGACUCGGAUGAUGACUACGAUGAUGUGGACAUCCCUACGAUGCAAGCCUCCAGGCUCAUCCUGCCGGAUGAUGAGACACCGCCUCCGCUUCCUCCAAAGCCCAAAGCUCGGACCAGUUCGGAGGAGAGCAUGGCCGGAGAGGAGGACCGGAGCAGGAAACCCUGCUCUCUGUUGGCGCCGUCCCCGCUCAUCCGGACCUCCAGCGGGACCCAGGUCCGACCCAAUCCCGGUCCCCGAGCCUCGGGGGCCCUCCGACACUCGGACCCUUCUUCGAUACCAUUCAAUUUUCAUGAAAACCCGGCGGACCUCCUCCCUCCUGAGCUCCCCCCUAAAGGCAUCCGCAGGCAGCGACCUCCAUCAAAGGAACCUGCAGAGUGCGCCAGCCCCGUCCUGAAGAAACCUCCCGUCUAUUUUAAAAAGGUCUUCCAUGGCUGCCCUCUUAAAGUGAACUGUUCCACCAUCUGGGAUAACCACAACUCCAAAGAGCAGCACCUGCUCCUCGGAGCCGAGGAAGGGAUCUACACGCUGAACCUCAGCGGCUCGGAGGGCACCAUGGAGCUGCUGUAUCCUGGGAAGUGUACGUGGGUCUACACCAUCAGUAACGUCCUCAUGUCUGUAUCAGGUAAAUCGUCGCAGCUUCACUCACAUUCACUGAAGGAGUUGUACGAACAGGCUCGCAAAGAUCAGAGGAUGGUUCCCUUGCCAACUCACAGACUGUUACCAAGAAAAUGUGUGGUGACGUAUAAAAUACCAGACACCAAAGGCUGCAAGACCUGCUCAGUCGCUGAGAACAAGCAGCGAGGUUGUGUGUUCCUGUGCUGUGCUCUGGAGUCCACCGUGAUUCUGCUGCAGUGGUACGAGCCCAUGCACAAGUUUAUGCUAAUUAAGCAUUUUGACUUUCCCCUGCCCAACCCCCUGCGAGUGUUUGAGAUGGUGGUGCCGGCCCAACAAGAGUACCCUCUGGUGUGCAUCGGCGUCUCUCCGGGCUCCAACCCCAACCUGCCUGUAAUCGUAGAGUACAUCAACCUCAACUCCAACACGUCCUGGUUCACCAACGCCGGCCUGGAGAAACCUUGCCCUGACAUGGUCCAAGUAGAGCAGCUGGACAGAAGCUCACUGCUGGUGCUCAUGGAGAGGUCAGUACAUACCGUUGAUCUGGACGGAGGGUUGAAGAGCAACUACCAUCUCCCACACGAGAUCACCUUCUCUCAAGAUGUUGAAUCUAUAGUAUAUCUUGACGGCACGCUGUUGGCGGUUUGGCGUCACGGCUGGCAGAGGAGAGGGACGGGCUUCACGGAGGUGCUGGAGGAGAUCACCGACCACAGGAAGCUCUACCGACUGGUGAAGUCACGCGGGAUUGUCAUCUUGGAGACGCGUCCAAUCGAAGACCAGUCGGGUCUCUCCAACCUGUACAUCCUGGAAAUCGCUGAGAAGUACGUCAUGCUGCCCUGACUCUCCUGCCUGCUGACACGGGUCAUCGUGGGAAACUCCCUGCUCAGCCUCCUCGCCGAACGUCGCUGCCGGGAUCCUCGGCCAUCAGCCGGACGAUAAACGAGGCAUCGGCGUUACUGUAUGUCAUAUUAACUUUGACCGGCAUCAAAUGUGACCCUGUUCUAUUUUCUAACCAGAGGAGAUGAGGUUCUCAGGAGGGACAUGAUGAUGUAAGAUGAUUGUAUUGUAGCUCUUCUCCCUCCAUACGAGGGAGUCUGCACUUAUUUAUGCCAUUUUUAACUUGGCUUCUGACAUCCGAAGCAACCUGGAGAAUCCAGAGAGCCGAGGAAACUGAAUGAAUUGAGAAGGAAGGUCUUCUCCUAACACUUAAGAGGAGCGACUCUUCCCUUCCGCCACCGUAUUAUCGAUCACAGCAGCAGCCUCCAGGGACGGCUAUGUAAGGCCUCCUCAACGUAUACCAGCUUAAAGGACCAGAGCACUGCUGGGGCUCAUGCUGUGUCUUGUGACCUGAGCUUUUUUGUAUGUGCUGCAUAAACUUGUGUUACUGCCGUUACACUUUAAUAAAGUUAACU